GGGCAUGCGCACGCGGUAGCAGCUGUCCUGUUGCGACAGAAGGAAAGCGCGGAGCGGCCGGUGCGGGUUGAGCGGCGCGGGCCGCUUCCCCCCGCCGCGCCAUGCCUUCGGACCUGGCCAAGAAGAAGGCGGCCAAGAAGAAGGAGGCGGCGAAAGCCCGGCAGCGGCCCCGCCGCGCCCCGGAGGAGAACGGCGAUGCCGGGACGGAGCCACAGGAGGUGCGGGCACCGGAGGCCAACGGAACGCCGCUGCCAGAAGUGGAUGCUCUUACGAAGGAGCUGGAGGACUUUGAAUUAAAGAAAGCUGCUGCUCGCGCUGUGACAGGAGUGCUGGCUUCCCAUCCCAACAGCACCGAUGUGCACAUCAUUAACCUCUCGUUGACCUUCCAUGGCCAAGAGCUGCUGAGCGAUACAAAACUUGAGCUGAAUUCCGGGCGGCGGUAUGGCCUCAUUGGGCUCAAUGGGAUCGGGAAAUCCAUGCUUUUGUCAGCUAUUGGAAAACGAGAAGUGCCCAUUCCAGAGCACAUUGACAUCUAUCACCUGACCAGAGAGAUGCCUCCCAGUGACAAGACCCCUCUACAGUGUGUGAUGGAGGUGGAUACAGAGAGAUCCAUGUUAGAACGAGAAGCAGAGCGUCUGGCUCACGAAGAUGCGGAGUGUGAGAAACUCAUGGAGUUGUAUGAACGUCUGGAGGAGCUGGAUGCUGACAAGGCAGAAGCGCGGGCCUCUCGUAUCCUACACGGCUUGGGGUUUACGCCAGCCAUGCAGAGGAAGAAGCUGAAGGACUUUAGUGGUGGCUGGCGAAUGAGGGUGGCUCUUGCUAGAGCCCUCUUCAUUCGGCCGUUCAUGCUACUGCUAGAUGAGCCCACAAACCACCUUGACCUGGAUGCCUGCGUGUGGUUGGAAGAAGAACUGAAAACGUUCAAGCGGAUCCUUGUGCUGAUAUCCCACUCCCAGGACUUCUUGAAUGGCAUCUGCACCAACAUAAUCCACAUGCAUAACCGCAAACUGAAGUACUAUACGGGAAAUUAUGAUCAGUAUGUAAAAACUCGCUUGGAACUGGAAGAAAAUCAAAUGAAGCGUUUCCACUGGGAACAAGAUCAGAUUGCCCACAUGAAGAAUUAUAUUGCACGAUUUGGUCAUGGUAGUGCAAAGCUGGCCAGGCAAGCUCAGAGCAAGGAGAAGACCCUUCAAAAAAUGAUGGCUUCUGGCUUGACAGAGAGAGUGGUAAAUGAUAAGACUUUAUCAUUCUACUUCCCACCCUGUGGAAAAAUCCCCCCUCCUGUCAUCAUGGUGCAGAAUGUCAGCUUCAAAUACACGAAGGAUGGGCCAUGGAUCUAUAAUAACCUGGAGUUUGGGAUUGACCUGGAUACCCGUGUUGCUCUUGUUGGACCUAAUGGAGCUGGAAAGUCAACACUGCUGAAACUGCUCACAGGAGAGUUGCUGCCCACAGAUGGGAUGAUUCGCAAGCAUUCACAUGUGAAGAUUGGUAGAUACCACCAGCACUUGCAAGAGCAGUUGGACUUAGACCUCUCACCCCUGGAGUACAUGAUGAAAUGCUACCCAGAAAUCAAGGAGAAGGAGGAGAUGAGAAAAAUCAUUGGCAGAUAUGGUCUGACAGGGAAACAGCAGGUGAGCCCCAUCCGGAACCUCUCCGAUGGGCAGAAGUGCCGUGUGUGCUUUGCGUGGCUGGCCUGGCAGAAUCCCCACAUGCUUUUCCUGGAUGAGCCCACCAACCACUUGGACAUAGAAACAAUAGAUGCUCUGGCAGAUGCUAUCAAUGACUUUGAAGGAGGAAUGAUGCUUGUCAGCCACGACUUCAGACUCAUCCAGCAGGUUGCUCAGGAGAUCUGGGUCUGUGAGAAGCAGACAAUCACCAAGUGGCAAGGUGACAUCCUCGCCUAUAAGGAGCAUCUCAAGUCCAAGCUGGUGGAUGAGGAUCCGCAGCUCACCAAGAAGACCCAUAAUGUGUGAGCUCAGACAGCUGGCCAGGUGCUCUCCAUGCAAGACUGACAGUGGCCAAUGUGACUCGCUCACCUGUUGACUGGAGUGGGACUGCUGCUAUCUGUGGCUGUGUUCUAGGAUUGCUGCAAUACUGCUUCCCCUUGACUUGCCUUGCACCUCUGUAUCUGGACAGAUAUCUUCUCUCCUGAUCUGGCUUAAUUUGGGCAGCCAUUUCCCAUGUUUAGAUGAUGCCUCAUCUGAGCCAGGCCUUGGAAUCCAGUGGCCUGUGUUGUGGCAGUUAGGGUGUCUGAGUUGCAGUGAUACAGAAGUGGAGGCCCCGGCCCAGCUUAUCCCGCAUCUUCCUCCCCAGUUUCUGCUUCAGUUUAGAUACUUCACUUCAAACUCCUCUGGCCUCGGUUUGUUUUUAACUAUUAUUUAACAGUGUAAUUACAAGAUCUGCCUGAGAAUCCAUCAGUCAAUAAAGAGGGAAGAACAGUCUCAUUUUGUGAGCUGUAGUAGUUCCUGGGGCAUGCUGGGGCUCAUCAGCUGGUACUGGGCUUUACCAAAGCUCACUGCUACCAAAGUCCUCUUGUUAUGACCAGAAAUUGUGCUGUAUGUGAAGGGGUGAGUACUGAGCUCUGGAGUUGUACGCAGCAGGGCAGAAUCCACUGAUGGAGUACUGGGUCUUCCAGGUAAUGACAGAAGGGGGAGCAAGCUACACAUGCUUUUUUUUGUUGUUGUUAAUAGAUACAGCUUGAAAGGUUCCAAAGAUUGGAAAGUAGAGAUGAAAUGUAGAUCUGUAGAAUACCAGUGUGUGUGCUCCGCAACAGAGCAGCUUUGAUGCAUGUUUUUUUCUUUCACCUUGAACUUAAUGGGCCUAAUACAAGGCUCUCAAUAAAUCAGGAUUUUUGGGCUAUGAA
Molecule: messenger RNA, 2863 nt
Organism: Gallus gallus (chicken)
Lineage: Eukaryota; Metazoa; Chordata; Aves; Galliformes; Phasianidae
Gene: ABCF2
Product: ATP binding cassette subfamily F member 2
Exons: 15
Coding region: 102-1973 (623 amino acids)
Molecular function (GO): ATP binding; ATP hydrolysis activity
Source: RefSeq, marked provisional